Molecule: messenger RNA, 774 nt
Organism: Thermothielavioides terrestris NRRL 8126
Lineage: Eukaryota; Fungi; Ascomycota; Sordariomycetes; Sordariales; Chaetomiaceae
Exons: 3
Coding region: 1-774 (257 amino acids)
Molecular function (GO): protein binding
Source: RefSeq, a predicted model, not a curated record
AUGUCUGGCGUUCACCGGAGCACGCAGUCGAGCACCCCGUCGACCCGCCUGACGGAUACCUCGAGCAUCCCGGCCAGCGACAGCUGGCUCACCGACCGCAUCGUCACGAUCUUCGUCGGACCCGAGAAGAAGCGUUGGGUGGUCCACGAGAAGCUGCUCAUUAGCCAGUCCGAGUUCUUCAAGGCAUACUUCUCGGCGGGCCAUGACGAGAUGACGCUCCCGGACGAGGAGCCCAAGCUCUUUGCGCUUUUCAUGCGCUGGCUGUACGGCACUGCCUUCCAGCCCUCGGGCGGCGGCCGCAGCUUCCGCUACCUCCAGCCGGAUGGAGUCCAGCUUACGGUUCGCGACUACCUCGGCGUCUAUGUCAUGGGUUACAAGUUCGGCAUCGUGGGCGUCCGCAACGCCGUCAUCGACGUGCUCUACACCUACUACGGCGAGGCGUCCGACGACCACGAGGCGCCCAACAUGCACGACGUCAAGUACAUCUUCGAGAACACGCUGCCGGGCGCCCCGAUGCGCCGCCUGCUGACGGCCCACUCGCUGUUCUACCUGUUCAGCAAGGACCGCGUCACCCAGCCGCUGCCGCGCGACUGGGUCGAGGUGCUCAACAGCGAGGCCGAGAUCGGCUUCGCCAUCAUCCAGAUGCUGGCCGAGUGGGGCUGGUACAUCGGCGGCAACGCGCCGCGCAUGACCGUCAAGCCGCGCGCCGACUUCCACGAGAGGGUCCCCAUCGUCAAGGAUGAGCCCGUCGACGACCCGCUCAAUACGCUUUGA